Messenger RNA from Toxotes jaculatrix (banded archerfish), 3822 nucleotides. It is a transcript of the gene prpsap1, whose product is annotated as phosphoribosyl pyrophosphate synthetase-associated protein 1. Gene Ontology annotation, cellular component: cytoplasm; ribose phosphate diphosphokinase complex. Gene Ontology annotation, biological process: purine nucleotide biosynthetic process; 5-phosphoribose 1-diphosphate biosynthetic process. Lineage: Eukaryota; Metazoa; Chordata; Actinopteri; Toxotidae. The transcript has 10 exons. The record is from RefSeq and is a predicted model, not a curated record. The coding region runs from base 328 to 1398 and encodes 356 amino acids. Gene Ontology annotation, molecular function: magnesium ion binding; ribose phosphate diphosphokinase activity.
CGCUGGUGUGGACAGUUGUUUUAGGCUACAGUGCCACCUGAGUGACAGGUAUCAGUCGUUUGUCUGCGAACAAUUAGACAACGCAGCAGACUAACGCAAAUAAUCAAUAUUUGUUUUGUAGAUAUGGUGUAGAAAGGUUUGUGUCCCACACUGAAGAUAAUUUCGUAUAAUUAGCUCACCAGUUGGGCUAGUGUGUGUGGUAGGUGGCUAGCUGUUUGGCUAACUUCGUCACGAGCUGAAAAUUAGCAACGGACGCGGCGGACAGUAGAUGAACGGUGCCGCGACUGUCGGUGACUGUCUGUGAAAUAAACCACCGGGAGUGCCACAAUGAAUGUCGCUAAAAGUGGUUACCGCGUCUUUUCAGCAAACUCGUCCGUAGCAUGUACAGAAUUGGCCAAGAAGAUAACGGAGCGACUGGGAGUUGAACUGGGGAAGUCUGUGGUCUUUCAGGAAUCCAACAGAGAGACUAGAGUGGAUGUAAAAGAAUCUGUUCGUGGACAAACUAUCUUCAUCAUCCAGACAAUACCAAGAGAUGUCAACACAGCCAUCAUGGAGCUGCUGGUUAUGGCUUAUGCCCUCAAGACCUCUUGUGCAAAGAACAUCAUUGGAGUCAUUCCGUACUUCCCCUACAGCAAGCAGUGCAAGAUGAGAAAGAGGGGCUCAAUAGUGUGCAAGCUGUUAGCUUCGAUGUUAGCUAAAGCAGGAUUAACACACAUCAUCACCAUGGACUUGCAUCAGAAGGAGAUCCAAGGCUUCUUCAGCUUUCCAGUGGACAAUUUGCGUGCCUCCCCUUUUUUGAUUCAGUACAUCCAAGAGGAGAUUCCAGAUUACCGAAAUUCCAUCAUUGUGGCAAAGUCCCCAGCUGCAGCUAAAAGGGCUCAGUCGUAUGCAGAGCGCCUGCGUUUGGGUCUUGCUGUGAUUCACGGCGAGGCUCAGUGUUCAGAGUCGGACAUGGCCGAUGGAAGACACUCCCCACCGUGUGUACGCAACACCACAGGACACACAGGACUGGAGCUGCCUUUAAUGAUGGCCAAGGAGAAACCUCCCAUUACUGUAGUCGGAGACGUGGGAGGGAGAAUUGCCAUUAUUGUGGAUGACAUUAUAGAUGAUGUAGGAGACUUUGUUGCAGCUGCAGAGAUCCUGAAAGAGAGAGGAGCCUAUAAAAUUUAUAUCAUGGCCACACAUGGUUUACUGUCUGCUGAUGCUCCACGCCUCAUAGAGGAAUCUGCUAUUGAUGAGGUGGUGGUGACCAACACAGUACCCCAUGAAGUACAGAAGCUGCAGUGUCCCAAAAUCAAGACUGUGGAUGUCAGCAUGAUUCUGGCUGAGGCUAUCCGCCGCAUCCACAAUGGAGAGUCCAUGGCCUACUUGUUCCGCAACAUCACUGUGGACGACUAGUGAGUGUCAGACAGUGAGGGCUGAGGUGGGUCUUAUCGUGACUGAGGGCAGGUGCACAUCUUCCCAGUCCUGUAAAAAAAAAAAAAAAAAAAAAAAAAUGCUAAUGCCAUGUUCCAUGUAUUGUGUAUGUCAGGAUCACAUGUAUCCUAAUUCAUUUAAAGAAUCUAAAGAAGAAACAAAAUUUAAGAUUCACCCAAAGUUAUUUAUCUUCUCAAAAAAAAAAUUGUAAAAAUGUAUUUCUUAUGUUAAGUUGAGAAAUGCAUCUUAUCCUUAUUAAUUAAGGGUGAUAAAAGAGCAAACAAGUGACUUUUAGCUUUGAUGCAUACCAGACAUACUUUGAAGCCUUGGUCCUUUCCUUGUCUUGCUGCUCUCAUUGAUUUUUUCAACACGAACAAAAGAUGCUUUGUAUUUAAGAAGAUAUUUUGUCAUACAGUGUGGUACCUCAUAUUUAAUGACUGAACUUCAUCUGCAAAUAAGAAGAAGAGAAAAUGUGUCCAGUAAAAGGACUUUGUGCUUUUACACCAUACUCUUGCUGGCCCCCAUGAUCAGGGCUGCUUAGCACUGUGAUUACCUUGCAUUUAAUGGGGUGUGUAGUUUGAAACCACUCAGAUAAGACUGGACAAACUCCUGUUCAUUGGUGCCCAAACUAUAUUUUUAUGCAGGUUUCUUUUUUUGCACCAUUUGUGGGACUGUUUGGUAAAAUGUCCUAUGUGGCAUAAGACAUUUUUCAUCAUCUGCAUCAAUUAAUGGGCCAUCCAUUCAUGUUGUAUUUAUUAGAUGGUCAGUUCAACAAAAUUAUUACAACUUACCCUUUUAGCUUAGCUUUUACCUGCAGCUGUUGUAAGAAAUCAACCUCUGAGAUUCCUUCUAUUACCCCAGUGCAAUGGAGGUGAGUGAAACUUGGUGUUCAGAUCAUCAGUAAAUUUGGUUUUUAGCUCAAAGAAAAACUCAACCAUGUUUAGGGCGAGGUCUGUGGGUUAUGGAAAGGCAAGUAUUUAAAAGAUCUGAUCACCACAGAUGAAGUUCGCAUCCACUCUUGUGCUAGCAACAGAAGUCUAACAGUGAAUGGCUGCAUAUUACUGGCAGUAAGUGGGAAGUAAGUUUUUUGUGACUGGGUGAACUGACCCUUUAAUAUACUACACUUCUUUAGAAAUUGACUGAACAUACAUAGUACAAUGCUGUGCUUAUUGUAACUGGCUGAUGAUAACUGUUAUCUGACAGUGACACCACACUACACGUUAGUUGCGUACAUGGCUAAAAGGAGGACAUGUUUUAGCUAGUUUACUACAGAGUCUGCAUUGUUUUUCAAAGCAGAUCAUAAUCAACUGCUUUGGUUUAGUUAUUGUUUUUGUCACAGCUACGGUCACUAUCUGGUGAUGUGACUGAAAGCCUGGAGGGAUUUGAAAAGUCUGCUGGCUAGUGGUGGGAUACAUGCUGCCUACUUUACUAGGUUAUGUUAAAACAAUUGUUUUACUUGUAAGUUACCCAGACUAUGGUCAUAUAUUUUUAAAAUCAAGCAGGAGUCAUGUUCUCGUUCCCCCUGAUAGGUGUCCACAUUUGCUAUUUUUUGGUGUCAAUCUAAAUGUGAAUUUUUAACAGAAUUGUUCAUGAGGGCAGUGCAGGUCUUGAAACUUGAGAAUGAUCUCAGCAUUUGAAUCUAACAGAUCAGUAGACUGCCUUUGGAUUGAUCCAUGCUUUCAGGUGCAUUACCUUGAAGCGACAACUUUGACAGAAUCGAAUACGGUGGGCUACUUUAAGUUGUUUAUUAUGCUGUAUUAAAGGGAAUGGAAACUGAUGCCUGCCUGGAAAACAAUACAAUAAAAAAACUGAAAACUUGUCAGCAGCGGUUUAUAGUAAAUUGACAAAAACAUGUGAACCGCAUGGUCUUGAUGUGGGUCUCUAAAUUGCUGUGGUGUCUCCCUGUGAGAACCUGCACUUUUAAAUGUGCACCUUUCUGUGCCCUCUGAGAUAAAUUUCAGAGUGAAGCUCAAGGGGAAAUUAGUAUACUUCUAUGCUGUUUGAGCCUUUUGCUCAGGGAAAUAUGCUUUAAAAGCCAAUGCACAAUUACUUGUUUUUGUGUUCUUGUUGGUGGAAAAAAAAGUUUGUUGAGAAUGUCUUCCAUACAGCUGUACUGCACGCCUUUGCUUUUUACCAUUGGUUUAAUGUUGUUAUAGAUACUAGAAUCCUUCUGAAGUUGUUCUCUUUUGGUAUUUGACGCUGGUGUCGAGUUGGCAUAAAGUUGGAGGUUGUCUGUAUCUAAUGCUGAACCAAUUCCAGCUCAGAUUUUAUGUCAUUAGCAUAUUUCAUGAUGUCUUCUCUGUAUGUACUCUUCCCCUGAUGUCAAGAACGUAUAGUUCAGACCCUGACACCCCUCUGUCAACCUCCACAGCAUUUGUCAAUGUCUAUGAAAAUAAAACUCUUUCC